Messenger RNA from Triplophysa rosa, 297 nucleotides. The record is from the annotation of a RefSeq genome assembly. Lineage: Eukaryota; Metazoa; Chordata; Actinopteri; Cypriniformes; Nemacheilidae.
AUGACACCCGUACACUUCAGCUUUAGUUCAGCUUUUAUACUAGGUCUUAUAGGUCUAGCAUUUCAUCGCACCCAUUUGCUCUCUGCGCUGCUUUGCCUGGAAGGAAUAAUAUUAUCCUUAUUCAUUGCACUAGCCCUCUGAACCAUGCAACUUGAAUCAACCAUAUUUUCUGCAGCCCCAAUACUAUUACUAGCCUUCUCUGCCUGCGAGGCCAGCGCAGGUUUAGCCCUAUUGGUUGCCACUGCCCGAACCCAUGGAACCGAUCGACUACAAAACCUAAGUCUACUACAAUGUUAA